This is a messenger RNA of Necator americanus (New World hookworm), 291 nucleotides long. RefSeq lists its product as uncharacterized. Lineage: Eukaryota; Metazoa; Nematoda; Chromadorea; Rhabditida; Ancylostomatidae. The record is from RefSeq and is a predicted model, not a curated record. The transcript has a single exon. The coding region runs from base 1 to 291 and encodes 96 amino acids.
AUGUGGAUCUCUUCGAAACCUCGAGCGGGAAUCAAGGUGGACGAACAGCCGAUCGAACUCGUCGCUGAGUUCUGUUGCCUGGGCUAUAUGCUGAAGAACAACGGCAGCUACGAGAAAUAUAUUCAGCAAAGAUGCGCUAAGAGCACUUCUGCAUUUAACUCCUUGACGAAAUGCCUGUGGGCGAACCCCAACACCAACGAAGUCAAGCUGCGACUCGGGAAUCAGGGUGGACGGUAUCCGCAAAUUGCCAAUUUCAUGACUGACACACACAGACACAUAAUGGCAAUGUAA